Xiphophorus maculatus (southern platyfish) is the source of this 1568-nucleotide messenger RNA. RefSeq names its product U3 small nucleolar RNA-associated protein 25-like. The record is from RefSeq and is a predicted model, not a curated record. The transcript is spliced from 18 exons. NCBI's taxonomy places the organism in Eukaryota, Metazoa, Chordata, Actinopteri, Cyprinodontiformes, Poeciliidae. Bases 87 to 1166 code for a protein of 359 amino acids.
AGGAAGCAGAAAAAGAACAUCAGGAAGAGAAUAAUCAUCAUGAACAAAACAGUGACAAUAAUCCAAUUCAAAGCAGUUCUGAAGACAUGAAGGAAGAAACCAACAAACAGCAAAGCGAUCAGCCUGCUGAGACAGAGGAAGCAGAAAAAGAACAUCAGGAAGAGAAACAUGUUCAGGAAGACAAGAGUAAAGAAGAAACUGAAAGCAGUAAAGCUGACAUGAAGGAAGAAACCAACAAACAGCAAAGCGAUCAAAGUCUUUCAACCAAAAAUGGAGAAAAUAAACCUAAAAGCGGGCCUGCUGAGACAGAGGAAGCAGAAAAUGAACAUCAGGAAGAGAAACAUGUUCAGGAAGACAAGAGUAAAGAAGAAACUGAAAGCAGUAAAGCUGACAUGAAGGAAGAAACCAACAAACAGCAAAGCGAUCAACAUGUUCAGGAAGACAAGAGUAAAGAAGAAACUGAAAGCAGUAUAACUGACAUGAAGGAAGAAACCAACAAACAGCAAAGUGAUCAUCUGACACAGAUGGAAUCAUAUUACAAAGAAGAACUUAAAAAGAAAGAUUCUACUAUUAAAAAGAUAAGGAAGGAAUUGAAAUCACUGAAAGACAGACUGGCACAAGACAUGGCUGUUUCAAUAAAGACAGGAGACACUGAGAGCAUGAAUGACCCAGUCAGUAAAACCAGACUGACUGAAAUGUAUGACAGUCUAAAGCUGGAGAAGUGGACUGGAAUCAAAGACCUUCUGAAAUCCAAUAAAACCAGUCCAGAGUUUACAAGGAUUUUGGUUCAGAAAACCUUUAAAGAAGCAGCAGAAGAAAUGAUAAGAAAAAAGCAGCAAAUAGAGGAGACUUUUGGAUCAACUCAGUCCAGCGGUGGACAGGGAAAUCAAAAGGUUGAAGGAUACAGAAAGCUGGCAGUCCACAAUCUGCAGUUGGCUCUGUACCACAGCAACAAAGAUCUUCUGAAGAGUCCCUUUCCUAAGUAUGAAGGUGAAAAAGCUGAAGAUGUGAUGGUGAAUCUGAGACGUCUGACCUCGGAGUGCUACUGGCUGGGCUGUUUGAUCGCUUUAAACAAUCCGCCUCUUCAGCCAGACUGGGAGACUCAGCAUUAUAUGAAAAACUCCUGGGACAUUUUCCCUCAAAGACUCAAAGAUUGUGAUAAAUAGAAAAAAGGACAUCAUGCAUGCAUGUCUUUCAUACAGUUUUAGUUUCCUGAAUGGACAAAUUAGGCUUUAUAGAAAAAAAUGAUAAAUAUUGAUCAAAUGUUAUUCAUUUGAAAUAAAAUGCAUGUAAUGUAAAUUCUUAUUCUUAUAGGUUUUUUGUGCUUUCAUGUUCUUUCUUGUUCUAUCAAAUACAAUUGGUGUAGGUGUUGGUAAUAAAAUAAAAGUAUAUGUUGUGUGAGUGAAAGAAUUUACUAUAGAAUUACAAUUAAUUUCUGUCUGAUGGUGACAGAUCAAGUCUAGCCAAAUGAAAUGUCUUCAGUCUCUUGAUCUUGCUACCUUUCUGUCUAAACUCAUCCUAAUAUUAAAUAAAAUUGUGACUUUUUCUAAAGUAAGUACAUACUUAAG